AUGUUUCGAUUCGGAAUUUUAAUUAUUUUCUGUUGGGCCUUGAUUGUGAGGGAGGGCAGAUCUCUCGAGCCUUCGGAUGAACUUAUUACCAUCAAAGGAGGUGAAUUUCCCAUUAAGCCAGUGCCAGAUGGUCGCAUUGUUGGUGGCCAGGUGAUAAACAUUACCGAUGCUCCCUAUCAGAUAUCGCUGCAAACCCGAUCAAUGCACAUUUGUGGUGGUUCCAUUAUAUCGAAGGAAUGGAUACUGACAGCGGCCCAUUGUACCUAUGGACGCAUUGCCUCCGACCUUAAGGUGCGUUUGGGCAGCACCGAUACCGACAAGGAUGGUGAUCUCUUCGAUGUUGUCGAAAUGGUACAACACGAGAAGUUCAGCAUUCGCAACGUCGACUACGAUUAUUCUUUGAUCAAAUUAUCCCGAGAAAUUGAAUUUGAUGAGACGAAACAAAUUGUAGAGUUACCCAAGCUGAAGGAGGACUUUGUGGAUGGUACUAUGUGUUUGGUGACGGGAUGGGGUAACACGAAGAAUAAGACCGAUUGGGAACAGUUGCUGCGUCAAACGAAGGUUCCAAUAUUUAAUCAAAAGGAUUGUUCGAGAAAAUAUGGCAUAUUUGGUGGGGUGACGGAACGUAUGUUGUGUGCCGGCUACGCUGAGGGUGGUAAGGAUGCAUGUCAGGGUGAUUCGGGUGGACCAUUGGUCACAGAUGAUGGUAUUUUAAUUGGUGUCGUAUCAUGGGGUUAUGGUUGUGCUCGGCCUAAUUAUCCGGGUAUUUAUUCGAGGGUUGCUUAUGUAAGGGAUUGGAUUAAGGAUCAUGCUGGAAUUUAA
Musca vetustissima is the source of this 822-nucleotide messenger RNA. Its product is annotated as trypsin-1-like. The transcript has 2 exons. Gene Ontology annotation, molecular function: serine-type endopeptidase activity. The record is from RefSeq and is a predicted model, not a curated record. Gene Ontology annotation, biological process: proteolysis. NCBI's taxonomy places the organism in Eukaryota, Metazoa, Arthropoda, Insecta, Diptera, Muscidae. Bases 1 to 822 code for a protein of 273 amino acids.